UCGAUCACUCUGGCCGGUUUAUUGAUAAAUCCUUCAUGUCAUGUCAGAGGGCGAGAGCGUGUCUGGUUUUAAAAGUCGCGGAGUUUUGUGUUUGUUUUAUUUAUUAAAAAAAUAUGUCUAUUUGUACUUCGUAUACUCCUUGUUUGUUUUUAAUACGGAUGAUUAGACACUGCACUCCACUCAUACGUUAAAUUGCGACGUACUGUACAUGAGACAUUAUAAAAAAUCUUCACAUUUUAAGUUGUAUAGACAAGAAUAAAUCCAAAUAAAUCCACUUCUCAUGAUCCAGCGAUGACCAGGGUUAGUUUUCUGCUCGUGAACCGCAUAAAGAAGUGUCAAAAUUAUGAUUGGCACGAAGGAAAAUAAUGGCUAUCCAUUAUUUUCCUUUAUUUCAUAUAUAUUGCUAUAACCGAAGACGCGGCCAUUGCAGGUACCCGAACACAGGAGCAACUAGACGUAAACAGUCACGAGACAGACAGUUAAGCGCAAAACACCAGCAUGAACCACUUUGUUAGAGCCUUGCCACUUCUGUGUCGAGAUCGUAAGGAAAACUGCGCUACGCUGUGUUUAUCGCGGCGAUCUUCAAACACGUGGUCGACGGGUACUGUGAUGGAUCGCUUUGUGUUCCCCCCUUCAGAUGGAGACAAAACACCCCCUGUAUGUGUGUAUGUGAAUGUUCAUUCUCUCUUCCGCCGAGAGGUUCGUCGAAAUCAUGGUAUGCUUCAGGUCCUGAUGCAACGCAGGAAGAAUAGGUACGCGAAACUCCGGACUUGGAACAACAGUUUAUGGAGAGGAAGAGUAAGGAAAGUUAACUCUCCUUUAAACUAAUUUGCAUAUAUUAAACCAAACACCAAGGUA
Messenger RNA from Penaeus monodon (black tiger shrimp), 858 nucleotides. RefSeq lists its product as uncharacterized. The record is from RefSeq and is a predicted model, not a curated record. Bases 499 to 828 code for a protein of 109 amino acids. Lineage: Eukaryota; Metazoa; Arthropoda; Malacostraca; Decapoda; Penaeidae. The transcript has 6 exons.